Saprolegnia diclina VS20 is the source of this 486-nucleotide messenger RNA. RefSeq lists its product as hypothetical. NCBI's taxonomy places the organism in Eukaryota, Oomycota, Saprolegniomycetes, Saprolegniales, Saprolegniaceae. The record is from RefSeq and is a predicted model, not a curated record. The transcript has a single exon. The annotation marks the transcript as partial.
CGUGUACCAUGUACCAUUCGUCCCGUCGCUUGCAGCGCUGCAGCGCGAUAUUCGCGAAGCCUUGCUGCAAAUUCUUGUCAACACAACUUCCUUGGCGGCUUUGGACUAUGGAUCCCUCGACUUGAUGAGCUCAAUGAGUCCCGUCCCAAAACGUCUGGAUCGAAACACAUACCUCUGCGCGGGUGGCAACCCGGUGUGCGGCGAAGUGCCUUCCGCCUUUAACUUUUCCAUUGGCCUCUCGCAGUUUGCCGGCGCCGAUACCGCAUGCUACUCGAGCUUCAACGAGUGGGUGUGGCCUUCACCGAUGCAAGCCAUCUUUAGCGUCAUUGGCUCUGGGAUCGCACUCGACCCGACGACAUUGAUUCCGGUAGCUUGUGCCGCCGAAGCCGUCGUGCCUUCCCAGUGCCUGGCAUUUCUCGAUAGUGUGUCGACCUUUGUCUCGAAAUACUUUACGGCAAAGUUCCUCGAAUCGUACCGAGCUCAAGC